Paramecium pentaurelia is the source of this 2399-nucleotide messenger RNA. Lineage: Eukaryota; Ciliophora; Oligohymenophorea; Peniculida; Parameciidae. The record is from the annotation of a GenBank genome assembly.
AUGAAACCAAGAGAUAAGGAAGGCUCAAAUGAAAAUUUAAGAGUUGUUAUUAGAGUUAGACCUCCUAUGGCAAGAGAAAUCAAAGAUGGCAAAUUUAUAUCCACUGUAACUCUAUCUCUUAACUAAUCCAAGGUCCAAGCAGCACCUGAUAAUCAAUAGUUAUGCAUCUUUGAUUAUCAUUCUAUCGAAUUAGUACCAGAUGAAGAUUUAGAAGCUUUUGUUUAAAAUCCAGCCAACUACACUAUCCAUCAGUUUACCUUUGAUUAUGUUUAUGAUUAAGAAAGCACUUAAGUGGAAGUCUAUGAGACUACUGCAGCUUUGUCUGUUGAUUCUACACUCUAAGUACAGUAUGGAAUUCCUAUCGAAGGGAUAUAAUUCCACCAUUAUGGCCUAUGGUCAGACCGGAACUGGUAAAACUUACACAAUGCAUGGAUUUUCAUUUACUCCCAAUUCUGAUUAAUUAGGAAUAAUACCUCGAUCCCUCCAUAGUAUUUUCACCCAUAUUUAAAUGAAAUCUAAUUCUAGUACUACAUUCAUGGUUAGAGCAUCAUAUUUAUAAAUUUAUAAUGAAUCUAUCAGUGAUCUCUUGAGACCUGAUCAUUAAUAAUUAAAUAUUAGAGAAGAUAAAAAAAGAGGAGUCUUUGUAGAAAAUUUAUCAGAAUGGGCUGUACGUUCACCACCUGAAAUCUAUUAAUUAAUGAGAAGAGGUAAUGCUAAAAGAGUUACUGCAAGUACAAGAAUGAAUGAUACUUCAUCUCGUAGUCAUGCAGUUUUCAUUAUUACAGUUGAAUAAAUUGAAGAAACACCAGAUGGUAAAAGAGCAAAAGUAGGAAAAUUAAACUUAGUCGAUUUAGCAGGUAGUGAAAGAGUAAGAGUUACUGGAGCAACAGGUAUUCGUUUAGAGGAAUCAAAAAAAAUUAAUCAAUCCCUUUCUGCUUUAGGAAAUGUUAUCGCUGCAUUAACAGAAUUGAAAUAACCAAAAUCACAUAUUCCAUAUAGAGAUUCUAAAAUAACAAGAUUAUUAGAAGAUUCACUAGGAGGAAAUUGUAAAACUACUUUUAUGGCAAUGAUAUCUCCAGCUAUUGAUGCAUUCAGUGAAUCUUUAUCAACUUUAAAAUUUGCAAACAGAGCUAAAAACAUAAAAAAUACACCUAUGGUUAAUUAAGAUUAAGAUCAAGGAGCAUUACUUAGAAAAUAUUAAUUAGAAAUAUAGAAAUUAAAGUAAGAAUUAGAUGAAAGAAGUAAAUUACCUCUUGAUAAUAUGGUUUCUGAAUUAGAAAGAGAAAGACAGAAAGCUUUAGAAGAUAAAUAAGAGGUUUAAAGUGCAUAUGAAUAAAGAAGCAAAGAUUUAGAUUAAGAGAGAUAAUUGAGAAAAUAAUUAGAAGAGAAGAUUUCUUCUUUAAAUUCAUAAAUGCUUGUUGGAGGAUAAAAAAUUGAAGAAACUCCUUAAUUUUAAAAUGCUUUAGAAAAACAAUAGAAAUUGAUAAGAGAAUAAUAUUAAGAGAAAUUGUAAGAAUUAGAAAAAGAGAGAUAAAAUAUUGAAGAAGAUAAAGCUUAGACAGACAAAUAUAAAUAAUUAUUAUUAAAGUAAAGAGAUAUUAUGAUUGCUUUGACAAAUAGACUUAAUGAAAGGGAUGAAACUAUUCUAUAAUUACAAGAAGAAUUAGAUGCUUAUGAAAAACUAUAAAAAGAAUUAGAAGAUAUAAUUUAAACAAAAUAAUCUAGAGUUGAAUAAUUAGAAGAUAUUAUUAAUAAAAAUAAUUUAGAAAUUCCUAAUAAUUUUAUUAUGAAUACUAAUCUUAACACAAUUAAUACAAAACAAUAAUUACUUUUAUCUGAAAUGCCAUCAUCUAAAAUGUUGUUAGUUGCUGAUCCUUCUUCAAAUAGUUAUAUUUAAACAUUACCAUAAUAAUCUACUAUUCAUCAUUAAUCAGAUGCAAUGUCAUAAUAUGAAUUAAAAAAUUUAAUUGAGAUCAAUACUAAAUUACAAUUAGACUUGAAAAUUAGUAAAAUUGAAUAAGAGAGAUAUAAAAAAGAAGUUACUUCUCUUUAAAAUCAGAUAUAAAAAUAUGAAAAUGAUAAUACAAUUGAUUAAGCAAAAAGUAUAAUUACUUUAUAUUUUAGAAUCUGUUGAUAUCAUAUUAGUCUUAUUAACAAAACCUGCUAAUGCAAAUUCUUUAUCUAUGGUUGCUUAAGAGUUAUAAAAACUAUAAAAUAUAUUAUCAGAAAAAGAGGGAUCACCUAAGAGAACUAUUUAAAAGAAUUAAUAAGAAUCACCUAAUUUAAAAAAUUAAGAAAUCAUUAGUAAAUUGAUUUCUAAGCCUUCUAAAUCAAAUAAUCUACUUAUUCCUUAGUAAAAGAAGAUGAAAUAAAAAUCAGAUGAUGAACUAUGGAGUUGA